This is a messenger RNA of Tuber melanosporum (Perigord truffle), 1053 nucleotides long. RefSeq lists its product as uncharacterized. Lineage: Eukaryota; Fungi; Ascomycota; Pezizomycetes; Pezizales; Tuberaceae. The record is from RefSeq and is a predicted model, not a curated record. The transcript is spliced from 4 exons. The coding region runs from base 179 to 883 and encodes 234 amino acids.
CGCGUCUCUCUAAACAUCCCCUCUAAGAAGUGUAAACUUAGUUACACCUUGAAAAUCGCGCAAUUGGAAAAGAAGAGGAAGAAAAACGUCCUCGGUAGCGAUAUUAUACUUUGUUACCCUUUUUUACCUUCUUCCUAUUACCUAGCUAUAGGUUCGCACGGGUACGGUAGGCAAGUUAAUGGCCGUCAACGAAGACCUCACAAGAAUCCUCCAAAUCCUAUCAGCGUCUACACAGGCCACACAGGCCGUACCACGACCACUGCCUCCGGUCCGUAGUGAUGAAGAUGAUGACUCAUAUAGCCCCCCUCCAGCGAUUACACCAGACCCGAGACAGACAUAUCCUCCUCCCUCUGUUCAUGUCUCUCGAGAGGCCGCCGUUGAUCCGAGUAAGAUUGAGGAAUGGAAUGCCGCUUUGAGGUAUAUCAUGAAGGAGGUAUGUAAGAAUGAGGCUAUCAUGGCCGGCAUUAAAAAGAUGAUCAAUUCUCAACACGAGCACGAGAAAGCAUGGCACGUAGCUUUGGCGAAGGGCCAACUCCUGGUAUUUGUACUAACCGUGCCUAGGUUCCGUGCCAGAGAGGAGAUAGUCAACAAACAUAAAGUACGCAAGGAGAGUGGAAAGAAAGUUGAAGACGUCCUACGCAAACUCGGUACCUUACCUCUUGCCCAGCAAGCCAUUGUUCAACCGACCCCCGAGAGCGAGGCCGAAGAGCUCGCCUUAUUCGACAGGAAAGUCUACACCCGUAGCGAGCAGAUGGUAGCCCACAUGACGAGGGAAUUCGGCUCGAUGGGGAUUCCAUUCUUUUGUCAUCCAAGCUCAGCAAGCCCCGAGAUGUUGGAUCGAAAGCGCCGGAUGGUGGAGCUUCUCCAGGACUUGAGCGAAUAAUACAUUCUUGCCCAAAUAAUUCCCAUUUCAUGUCCUUCAUUGUUUCAGCGGCGUUUGCGAUUCGGGUGGCGUGCGUGGAGCUGAUUAAAUUUUGUACUUAACAUUAUACCCGGGAGUCUUCCUUUGCUUCUAAUUGAGCUAGGCUAGCGUACUAGCCUUUCUUACCUUUG